AUGGGUUCAACAUAUACCGAGUGGAACCAAAAAGCCACUCUCUGGCUCCAAACAAAAGUGGGUCGGAGAGCACGGAUCGGUCUGCUUGCGGCUACGGUAGUGGGAUAUCCAAUUGGAUCAAUUCUAAUCAAUGGACCGUUUGUCAAUUUGACUUUCCCACGAAGAUAUUCAGUUGAAUCUCUACCAGAUCGUCUCGUUCCCCUUGCCGAUGAAGAAUACGGAAGAUUUUUAGAACGAGAAUCAAGAAUUCCGAAAGAUGCUGUUGUUUCAGUCCAAAUUCAACGAAAUCUUUUGGAUUCUGAUGAAACUGUUGCUUCUGGUUCCCUUGGUGUCAGAACGGGACUCAAAUUGGCAGUACCAAUGUACUCCAAAUUCAAAAAUGGAAAUGAAGCAUUCGAUUAUUUUAAAAAUCAGUAUCCCGAAGGCGUAGAUUUUAUGGGAGAGCGUGUUCCAAUACAAUGGGGUUCAGAAAUUGCCGAGGAAUUUGCUGAUUGCUAUACUCUUUCUGAUAACAGUUCACGACUACUCAGUGGUUCAGCUGCUUCAUUCGCCAUUGCUUAUCCAUUAUUUUUAGGUGCCGCGUGGUAUGCCAACAAGCAGUGGCAUAUGCUGUAUAGAUAUCUGACCGAUAUUCAUGCGGACGCAGAAGCGGCUCGGGCAUCAUUUCAACAUGCAGAGGGUGGAAAAGAGUAUUAUUGGAAGAUGUUGAAACGGAAUCGGAUUAUGAGAGAUAUCAAUCCAUCAUUGUGGACUCAUGUGACUGCUACUGGAGAUAUCAGAGGAAUUGCAACUCCUAUUAUCACGAGAUAUGACCAUCUGAAAGAUGUAAACGAAGAAGACGACGAGUUGAAAGGUGUUGUUGGGAUGGAUGAUUAA
Caenorhabditis remanei is the source of this 876-nucleotide messenger RNA. RefSeq lists its product as uncharacterized. The coding region runs from base 1 to 876 and encodes 291 amino acids. NCBI's taxonomy places the organism in Eukaryota, Metazoa, Nematoda, Chromadorea, Rhabditida, Rhabditidae. The transcript is spliced from 6 exons. The record is from RefSeq and is a predicted model, not a curated record.